AUGAGCAAACAAACACCCAACACAUCCACAACCAGUGCAGGAGGCUCCACUCGUUUGACACGUCCUCCUCAGCACGUGAGAACCUCCAGUGGAAUCACAGCACACAAUAAUACUUCAAACACCAAUGAACUGAAUCUCUCUUCCACUUCCUCCUCUCACAGUGCUGUUUCAUCUUCCGAUCCUCAUCAUCAACAUCCGCAACAACAACAACAACAUGCCAUGUACAGUUCAGCCGUGUACGGACAACGUCUCAACAAGAGCCGAUGCAUGGCUCCAGUCAAGGGCGAUACUCAAAACAAUAGAUUUCUGGUUGGUACCUGCUCUCUCAAUUCCAACAAUGAAGUCCAUCUGAUUGAAUUCAAUGAAGAAGAAAAUGAUAUUUAUUGUCGGCAAGUAUAUUCCCAUUUGAAUGAAAUUUGGUCCAUCAGUCCACACCCGAGCAAGCCUAAAUAUUUCUUUACCAUUUACAAUACAGUCAAGUUUGGAUUUGAGGCAGCUCUGCAUGGAAUGUCGUGUUAUUCCGAUGAUGGAUCUUGUCAUGAUGAUGACGAUCAUAAUAAUUUGGAAGUCAUUUCAAAAUUGGAAGCAAAACAAUUUGAUAAUGAGAGAGUUCAUGAAGUAUUGUGGGAUUUGAAUGGAACCAAUGAUCGUUUUCUGACCAUUGAUGACAAAUCACUCCGAGAAUUUAGAUUUGAAAAAACAUGUAAAUUCCAAAACAAGUAUGAUAUGGGCGGAAGAAGAUUGAGAACCGGUGCAUGGGAUCCUCAUCACUCGGAAAUUGUUGCAGUGGCAGCACAAACCAAAAUUAUUCAAGUGGAUUUGAGAGAAAAGAAUAAUAAGAAGAAUUUGGAAUUUAUGGCUCACGAUCAAAUGGUUCGUGAUGUCCAAUAUAAUCCAUAUCAACCCUAUCGAUUGGCAUCCUGUGGUGAUGAUUGUUUAAUCAAGUUUUGGGAUGUACGCUCAACCAAAGAGCCCUUACUCGUUCUGGCAGGUCAUUCACAUUGGAUUUCAAAAAUUAGAUUUAAUCCACAAUACGAUCAAUUGGUGUUGACAGGUGGUACCGAUAAUAAGGUCAAUUUAUGGUCCAUCGCCUCAAUUUCUUCAAAAUACAAAGAGCAAGAAUUGGAGGAAGAGUUACAACAAGAAUCAACGACGAGUACUGGUGUGAAACCAAAGAAAGAAGAAUUGUUUGAUUCUCUCGUGCAUAGCUAUGAUGAACACGAAGAAAGUGUUUAUUCUCUGUGUUGGUCCAAUACCAAUAGUUGGACAUUUGGUUCUGUAUCAUAUGAUGGUCGCGUGCUCAUGCACACCGUGCCAAAGGCUGAAAAGUUGCGUGUUUUGAAUCUUUAG
This is a messenger RNA of Naegleria fowleri, 1350 nucleotides long. RefSeq lists its product as uncharacterized. The record is from RefSeq and is a predicted model, not a curated record. The transcript has a single exon. Lineage: Eukaryota; Heterolobosea; Eutetramitea; Acrasida; Naegleriidae. Gene Ontology annotation, biological process: protein ubiquitination. The coding region runs from base 1 to 1350 and encodes 449 amino acids. Gene Ontology annotation, molecular function: protein binding.